UUCCCUCUCUCGUUGAUCUUCUUCAUCCUCCUCCUGCAAAUACCACAAAAACCUAAACCAGAAAACAAUCAAGAAAAUCCGUUUCUUUAAAUAUGCUAACGACCAGGAGAAGAAAUAGAAUUCUACUAAUCCACCAGUUCUCCACCACCCAAUAAGACUGGUUUCCUCUCUCCCUCUCCAUUGUUCGCUGGGAGAGGGCGGGAGACAAGACGAGGAGAAGCUGGAAGUAUUAGAAACAACCAAACCCAUCAACGGAAAAACCAAAAAGAAAAAAAAAAAAAAAACAGUUCUGAAUUCGAUGCAAUUCUCAAUCCCCUUUCCUCCCAAUCUCAUAUGGAUUUUUCUGCUAAUCCCAAUUUCGCUCCAUCCUAAUUCCUUUUCUAAUUAUAAUUACGGAGGCAACGCCCAGGCCUCCUUCGAAGGGAAUAGUUGCAGAGGAGAAGGGCAGAGGGAUCUCCGUUGAAAAUCGAUGCUAUUCUCAACCUCAAUCCUUCUAAAAAAUUUAUGGGUAUUCUUUAUUUUGAUCAUUUCCAUUUGGGUGUCUCCUUCUUUUUCUGAUCCUCUCCUCUUUGAAGAUUAUCUUCUUUGUGGACCCAAACAGAUAUCCUCUAGCUACAAAUUAAGUUGGAAUUUUCUUAGAGUCAUGGGUUCAAUCAACGUUAAGAUCUCUAAUGGAAACAACUGGGCUUCUUCAUAUGUUACCAGUCCAUUCCCAGGCAUUUUCGGUUUAUUCCAAUGCCAGGGCGAUCUCUCCAGAUCUGAAUGCAUUCACUGUUUCAACGAAAGCAGAGAGAAGCUCGAUUCUUGCCUCCCUGCAGAAUAUGGACGUCUAUAUACAGACGGUUGUUUUCUCCGUUUCGACACGUAUAAUUUCCUGGGCGAACAGGUGAAUCCAAUUUUCGAUAGAGUUGAGUGUAAUGGAGUGAAAAUGCAUUCUCCAAUGGAGGAUUCCAUGGACAGGGAAUUCCAGAGUACGCUUGAUCAAGCUUUUGUUAAUGUUACCCAAAGAGCACCUAAGAACAAAGGGUUUGGUGUGGCGAAAGUUGGGGGAGAGACAGUGACUGUUUACACCAUGGCUCAAUGCUGGAGAACUCUCAGCGAGAAUGACUGUAGAGAUUGCCUGUUACAAGCCAAAUCUGGGUUAAGAACAUGUGUUCCAAAUUCAGAGGGUAGAGCUCUCUUCACCGGUUGCUUUUUGAGGUAUUCCACGGCCAGAUUCUAUGAUGAUGUGGUGGAAGAGUUCUCCGAUCCCUUUAUGAGCAAUAGACAGAUAGUAAUCUUUAUUUCCAUGGCGAUUGCAGUUUCUGCACUUACUUUUUUUGGUGCUUACAUCGGCUACAAAAGAUUAUCAAAGAAGAAGGAAGGGUUGAAUGGUUCAGUAGAGAGUUCAGGUCAUGAAAGCAAAUACAGCUUGAAUUUUGAGUACGAAACACUUGACAAAGCAACUAAUCAUUUCAAAGAUUCAAUGAAAUUAGGGCAGGGAGGAGCUGGGUCAGUCUUCAAAGGGAUUCUCCCUAAUGGAAAAACAGUUGCUGUUAAGAGAUUGUUCUUCAAUACAAGGCAAUGGGUUGACCAGUUCUUCAAUGAAGUCAACUUAAUCAGUGGAAUUCAACACAAAAAUCUUGUAGCUCUUAUGGGUUGCAGCAUUGAAGGUCCAGAGAGUCUUCUAGUCUAUGAAUAUGUACCCAAUAGAAGCCUUGAUCAAAUCCUUUUUGUGAAGAACACAAUCCAUAUCUUGAGCUGGAGACAGCGUUUCAAUAUAAUCAUAGGAACAGCUGAAGGAUUAGCAUAUCUUCAUGGAGGUUGUGGAGCUAAAAUCAUACAUAGAGACAUAAAAACCAGUAAUAUUCUACUUGAUGAGAAUCUCACUCCCAAAAUUGCUGAUUUUGGAUUGGUUCGAUGUGUUGCUGCUGAUAAAUCUCACGUUAGUACUGGCAUUGCAGGAACACUGGGAUAUAUGGCUCCUGAAUACCUUGUCCGUGGCCAAUUAACAGAGAAGGCAGAUGUUUAUGCCUUUGGAGUUCUGGCACUUGAAGUAGCAACUGGUAAAAAGAACAGUGUUUUCUCACAAGGCUCUAACUCAACUUUAUACACUGUGUGGAAACAUUACAGGAGAAAAACUCUUACUCAAGCUAUUGAUCCUGGGUUGAAUGGCAAGUUUUUGGAGGAAGAGGCAUUAAAAGUGCUUCAAAUUGGGUUACUUUGCACUCAAACUUCAGUUUCUCAAAGGCCAUUGAUGUCUGAAAUAGUUGAGAUGCUAACACAUGAUGAUUAUAUAGUUCCAUCUCCAACACAACCUCCUUUCUUGAAUUCCAGCGUGUUAACUCCAGAUGACACCACCCAAACUUCUACUUUUAUGGACAGUUCAGAUUUUGAAGGCCAAAUAAGAACAUAUAAAGAUCCUAAAACUAAUCAUGUUGAAGGAUAUGAACCAAGAUAG
This is a messenger RNA of Carica papaya (papaya), 2440 nucleotides long. It is a transcript of the gene RKF2, whose product is annotated as receptor-like serine/threonine kinase 2. The record is from RefSeq and is a predicted model, not a curated record. Gene Ontology annotation, biological process: protein phosphorylation. Lineage: Eukaryota; Viridiplantae; Streptophyta; Magnoliopsida; Brassicales; Caricaceae. Gene Ontology annotation, molecular function: ATP binding; protein kinase activity.